CCUUAUAAAGCCGCAGCUCGGAAAUUUUUGAGCUGUAAUUCUGGGAGAAGGAAAAAAGAAGCAUAUGCGUAGAGAGAGGAUUGAGAAGAAGAGAGUCAAGAGUUUGGAUCAAUUUCGAGGGCUUACAGAAAUCUCAUGAAUAACUGAUGCCCAUCCUUCUAGCAUGGACUCGCAUCAGCUUUUCAGAUGUGGAUUGACUGGUGCAGAUGCGUCCUCUGAAUUCCCUUCUCCAAGAACUCUAGCACACAGUGAAUGGGCAUUGGGUUCCAUUAAACUUGGUCUAGGAAACUCACCCAAUUCUCCUCUUUCCAGCCAGUUCGAUUGCGAUACUUUGUCUAUACUAAGCAGCAGCCAGGAGCAGUAUAGCUCCACAGAGACCAUCUCAGGAGUUAGCCCUUCUCAGUACUCACCACUAGAAACCAACAGCUCAUUCAAGCAAACCCACAUUCAUCCUGCAGAGAGUAUCCAGGUACCAUCUAAUUCAUUUUAUGCAGUUUCCAAGCAAAGCAUGAGGCGUGCUCUACAAAAAAUUGAGUCUGUUCUUAUGGCCCCUGAUACUGAUGAUGCAACAACUAGUACAAAUGUGGAGUCUGACGAAAACAAACAGCUUCAGUUCACAAAGCAGCGAUCAAGGACCUGGAGCCAUGAGUCUCAAAUGGAACCACCUGCUCUCAUCCGGCCCCAGUCCACUUCUGGUAGAUUUCCAAAAGCAAGUCAUGAAGUCCAUCCUGAGAAACGUCUGAGAGAGAUGAAGGAAUUUUCAGAGAGUGACGUGAAACAGAUGUUGAUAAGGUGUGCCGAAGCUUUGUCUGAGGACAAGAUAAAUGAAUUUGAAAUGCUAGUCCAAGAAGCCCGUGCUCUUGUCUCCAUUGUUGGAGAACCUAUCCAGCGUCUGGGUGCUUACAUGGUAGAAGGCCUGGUGGCAAGGAAGGAGUCUUCUGGCACCAACAUCUACCGUGCCUUGAGGUGCCAGAAGCCAGAAAGCAAGGAACUUCUUUCUUACAUGCGAAUCUUAUAUGAUAUCUGCCCUUACUUCAAAUUUGGUUACAUGGCAGCCAAUGGAGCAAUUGCUGAAGCACUGAGGAAUGAGGACAGAAUCCACAUUAUAGACUUUCAAAUUGCUCAAGGGACUCAGUGGAUCACUCUAAUACAGGCAUUAGCUGCUAGGCCUGGGGGUCCUCCACAUGUUCGGAUCACGGGGAUCGAUGAUCCGGUGUCAGAAUAUGCCCGAGGAGAUGGUUUACAGCUUGUUGGGAAGAUGUUGUCUGAUAUGUCCAAGAAGUUCAACAUCCCUUUGGAGUUCCAUAGUCUUUCUGUCUAUGGACCACAGGUCACCAGAGAGAUGCUAGACAUUCGACCAGGUGAAGCACUUGCCGUGAAUUUUACUCUUCAGCUCCACCACACCCCCGAUGAAAGCGUUGACGUGAACAACCCCAGGGAUGGGUUGCUGAGGAUGGUGAAGGGGUUGUCACCAAAAGUGACUACUUUGGUGGAGCAGGAGUCCAACACCAACACAACCCCAUUCUUGACGAGAUGCAUGGAGACAUUGGAUUACUACUCUGCAAUGUUCGAAUCAAUUGAUGUGACGCUGCCAAGGGAUAGCAAAGAGAGGAUAAAUGUGGAGCAGCACUGCCUGGCAAAGGACAUAGUUAAUAUCAUUGCAUGCGAAGGGGAGGAGAGGGUGGAGAGACAUGAGCUGCUUGGGAAGUGGAGAUCCAGACUGACCAUGGCAGGAUUCAAGCCUUUCCCACUAAGCUCUUAUGUGAAUUCGGUGAUAAAGAAUCUGCUGGGAUGUUACUCUGAUAAGUAUACAUUGGUGGAGAAAGAUGGUGCAAUGUUAUUGGGUUGGAAGAAUAGGAACCUGAUCUCAGCAUCUGCAUGGCACUGAUUGUAGAACUUUAGGCAGAUAAAUUUAGGAAAACAGGUCAGCCAAUAAUGGACGAUCCCAUUAAGUUUUGUGUGAUCCUAGUGUUGUAUCUACAUGAUGCUGGUUCAUUUAUUUCUUUAUAUGUAUGUACAUGUGAAUGCUGCAUCUGAUGUUGUAAUCCUUGCAUAGGGCAGGACAGUCUUUUGAGCGAGUUGAGGAAGUUAAUUUUUCUGUUCUCUAUUUUGUUUGUUUAUUUAUUUAUAACUAGGAUUUGUAGAAGCCUGGCUGAUUUACCAACUCAGCCCAGCCACUUGGCAUCCUUUGCUUUGUUCAUGAGAUUACUAAUUUAUUCAUUUAUUU
Messenger RNA from Elaeis guineensis (African oil palm), 2227 nucleotides. Its product is annotated as chitin-inducible gibberellin-responsive protein 1. Lineage: Eukaryota; Viridiplantae; Streptophyta; Magnoliopsida; Arecales; Arecaceae. The record is from RefSeq and is a predicted model, not a curated record.